UGGGAAUAAGGCUGGGCUGGAGGUUUAGGAGCUAGACAGUGUACUGGAGACCCAGCGCAUCCCAGCAUACACACGGUACUGGAGACUGAGGGCAUCCCAGCAUACACAUUGGCUACUACCGUAGCCGCCAGCGCUUACCAGCCUCUCCCACCACCACAAGCUGAACACCCAGGACCAUCUGACAGACCGAAGGGGGAGAACACUCUUUUUUUUUUAAUCUUUUGGGUGUGUGAUUUUGUUUCUCGCCGGGUUGUGAACAGUGGAUCCGCUGCCAUGUCAAAGUACACUGAAUUAUUUAUAGGCGUGCGUGUCUUGUUGUGUGACAGCUCUGCCCUAAAAGCAUUUUAUUAGACACCUCUUCCAGCAGUGACUGGCAUACGACGCUCUUCUUCUUGGCCGAUGCGUCACUUCCAAGAGCGCCGGGACAACCAAACUGGCUCCGGUCUUCUCGUCUGAGCCGAUCUGCAGCUUCCUGUGUUGAAAUCUACAUUUUGUUGAAUUGCGCGUUUUGCUCCGGACGCAAUAAAGGACUGGUUUAUUUCUUUUUUGGCUUUUCCACCUGAAAGAGAGAGAGGACGCUGUCGCUAUCCAUUCCUGUCUGUUUUUUGGACGCUGAGCCUUUUUACGCAUGCAGGGAGAAAUCUGUGGUGACACCUGAUCGACUGGCUUCUCCGCGCACAUUGACCCGGGAGCUCCAGGCAAAUCAGAGAGGGAGAAAGCAGAUACUCGGUCAAUGCCCGGCCUGUGCUGUUGAUUUUGUUUGUGUGCGUGCUUCUUUUGUGGGGUUGUAGCCCAGCCAAAGCCAUGGUCCACUGCGCCGGCUGCGAGAGGCCUAUCCUGGACCGCUUUCUGCUCAACGUGCUGGACAGAGCCUGGCACGUCAAAUGCGUGCAGUGCUGCGAGUGCAAAUGUAAUUUAACUGAGAAAUGCUUUUCACGAGAGGGGAGACUGUACUGCAAAAAUGAUUUCUUUAGGAGGUUUGGCACGAAGUGUGGCGGUUGUUCGCAGGGCAUCUCUCCAAACGACUUGGUCCGGAGGGCCCGGAGCAAAGUGUUUCAUCUCAACUGCUUCACCUGCAUGAUGUGCAAUAAGCAGCUCUCCACCGGCGAGGAACUCUACAUCAUAGACGAGAAUAAAUUCGUUUGCAAAGACGAUUACAUAAGCAACACCAAUGUAAAAGACACCAACCUCCUCUCAGUAACGGCAUGCAGCGACCCGAGUUUAUCACCGGACUCUCAAGACCAGCUACAGGAUGACGUGGUCCUAAAGGACACGGAAAUAGCCACCCUGUCCGACAAAGAAACGGUUAAUAACGAGAACGACGACCAGAACCUCGGAGGGAAGCGGCGCGGCCCGCGAACCACCAUCAAGGCCAAGCAACUGGAAACACUGAAAGCGGCGUUCGCUGCGACUCCCAAACCCACCAGACACAUCAGGGAGCAGCUGGCCCAGGAGACCGGCCUCAACAUGAGGGUCAUCCAGGUCUGGUUCCAGAACCGACGUUCCAAAGAGAGGCGCAUGAAGCAGCUGAGCGCUUUGGGCGCCAGGAGGCACGCGUUUUUCCGGAGCCCGAGGCGGAUGAGGACGUUGGUGGACCGGCUGGAGCCGGGGGAGCUCAUCCCCAACGGGCCCUUCUCCUACUAUGGAGAUUAUCAAAGUGAGUACUACGGCCCGGGAGGAAACUAUGACUUCUUCCCCCAGGGGCCUCCAUCGUCGCAGGCCCAGACCCCAGUCGAUCUCCCAUUCGUGCCCUCCUCAGGCCCUACGGGCACCCCCCUUGGAGGUAUGGACCACCCCCUGCCAGGCCACCACCCCUCCAGCGAGGUGCAGCGCUUCUCUGAUAUCAUGUCCCACCACCCAGGAGAUUCUCCAAGCCCAGAGCCCGGAAUUCCGGGGCCCCUGCACAGCAUCUCCUCUGAAGUGUUCGGCCCUAGUCCACCCUUUACCUCACUGUCACUGAACGGCAGCGGAUACAACAACCACCUGUCCCACCCACCCUCGGAAAUGAAUGAGGGCACUGUGUGGUAGCUUUUUGAGAGAGCAGACUUUACUGGCAAGAGAUUCAGUAACGGAGGGUGGUGACGUUUGGUGGUGUUGGGGGCUGGAAUCGAGAACAGGGACAUGGAUAUCAACAGGGUUAGGGCAACACCAUUGAAUCAUUAUUAUUAUUAUUUUAUUUUUUAUUUUUUGGUGUUUUCAUAUUUAUUUAUUUAUUUUCCCACAUGAUUUGUUGAUCUUCUUUGUGGGGAAAGCGUAUCUGGCAUAAAAAUUAUGCUCAAAAACAUUGUCUUCAGUAUUGUGUUUGGAUGUUUCAAAUGCUUCUUUUGUCCACUCUCUUCAUCCAAAACUGGACUUACAAAAAAAAAGAAAAAAAGAAAAAGAAAAUAAAAUUUACAAAAAAAGAGAAAGAAAGAAACUGCUGAACUGCCCCUAUUCACCCCCUUUCUUUGAGCCCCUCGGGCACCAUGUCAACCCUCCUGAGUCCUGUCAGUGGCCCAGCAUAAUGACCAAACCCUCUAACACUCAAAGGUGGCGUGGAAAACAACCCUUUCGAAAUCUCACAUAGUAUGUUCUGAACACGAAAACAUCAUUAGCUACUGUCAAAGACUUCCUUAGCUUUACAGAGAGAGAAUAAAGGGGCUGAGGAUUGGUUGUGUGCUGACCUGGCAUUGUAGGAAGGCUGAGCAGCAUUCAGACUAUGUUCGAGGCACUAGACGUGUCCCUUGUAUUUAUUCAGAAGCUCCUCAGACCUCUUUGCCUCUCAAGGCUCUGCCAUAUUGACACUUAACCUUUUUGACACUAUGUUUUCAAAGGCCAGAGGAAAUGACAAUUUUUCCUGUGUUGUUUCCUCUUUUUUUCUUUUCUUGAUUUUCUAAUUUCCACCAAAUCUGAAGAAGGCUGCCUUCAAAAGGCAAACAGUAAAAGCCUCUAUGGAUUGCAAACCCUUUAUUUAAAAUGGAAGUGAACUUGAAAUGUUGAAAUGAAGUCUACCUUCUAAAAAUCUUCUACUGGGGUUCUAAAUAUGGGACUUAGAACAGUCAACUGUUUACGUAACCUAUUAAAUUCAGGAGUCCAGAAGUCUCGAAAAACCAUGUUUUAGAACCUCUUGAUCCAUAUAAAAAUGUUCCAAGCAACCAACCAAACUUUUCUAUUGAUUUCAUUUAUAUUGUAUGGAGAUAAAAACACAUUUGCUGGGGUUGUGGUUCACUGUGCUAGUUUGUACAAGAUGUUGUUUACAAAAAAGUUUUAAAAAAGAAUAAAAACAUGAGUAGACAUUUGCCAAAUUAAAAAAAAAAAUAGCACAAAUACUGUUAAAGUGCUUUGCACCAUUAUCUGCAGAAUGUGUUGAGACAAAAUGUAAGUGUUAAAAGGAGUAAUUGACUUCUUAAUUUUUUAGUCUGCUGAUGAUACAUUCAUAAAAUUGUUAAUAUAACAUACUUAGACAGGUUUUAUUUUUGUGUCUUCAAAGGAGAAAAAUCCAAACUAUUAAAAACUGAUGGUCAAAUAUGCAGCAAGUAGCUGCUACAUCUCUUUGAAUAUCAAGCCCUCAUGAUAUGUCUUUUAAUGUUCCAAUAAACCUAAGCUUAUGUGACCUCCAGUGCAUAUUAGACCAUUCACUGUAUAAAUACAACAUGUUGACAAAAAUGUGUUUCUAAUAAAACUAGAAAAUAUGCUUAUGAAUUUUUUAAAACAUAUUUUCUUUGGAGCAGCUAUCUUAGAGUAUACCCUUACAUUACAGUAUAUUAUGUAUCACACAGUGUCAGUGCAGCCGUACAUCACAGGGCUCUCUGUGAGGUACUUAUCAGGCCAGUGUCACUCAUUUCAUAAUGAACGCUUUUUGUCUACAUGUCUAAUUUUCCAUUCACUUGGAGUGUGAAAUAAUUGGCCUUUGCAGACAUGGUGACAGGUAAACAUUUGUUAAUUCUGAUUAAUGGGAUUCAGAAACAUUGAGUGAAAUUGAAACAGCAGUUGGUGGAAAGUGAUGAAAAGACACACAAAGAAAAAAAAGAGACCUUGAAAGCUUUUAGCAGAGUUGUAGAAACAUGAUAUAGAGUCAUGCUUUGUACUAUGAGUUUUGUGAUGUUUAUCUUAAACAGUCAAAUAUGAAUUUUCUCUUUUUCACUGCUGCAGCAUUGCACUAGAUCCUCAUGGCUUGCACAAUUCAUAGACAAAUACAACAAGGGUUUGAACAACAAAAAAUAUUUCUGUUGAUUUACCUUUUCUCUCAGCCGUGGAGGCAUUUAGUGGGCUGACUUACUAUGACUGACACAAGGGGGAGCGGAUUCACAAUUUAUGCUGAUGCCACUUCUUUCCCCAACCACACUGGCUCAGGCCUCAGAUUUUUCCAUCUAGUUACUCGAGUCCGUCAACUAAUCAUAAGUAGUUAGCUGUGCAAGUGUGAAGGACGAUGAUGAAAUUGCCAUGACCACACUAUCGAGCUUGUUAUGCUUUUAUUAGCCUACUCCUACAUCAUUAUUCCCUGCAGCUUACUGUUCUCGCAGUGCGGUCUGACGGCUGGGAGGGACCUCUCCUAACUUAUUCGGUGAACAUGGCCAUAAUAAUAAUCAAGAAGGCCAAACACUGAGGCGUACUUUUUUGCAAGAAGGAUGAAAAAAAAAUUAUUCAUACUUGUAGGGAAAUGAGUUGGGCAGUGGGAUUGUGGCUUCAAUCCGGAGGAACCUUUAUCCUCCUAACCCUUUGCGUGCAGUUAGGCUGUAUGGCAUCCCAGUUUUCUCCCCUGCCUCCAGACUGUAAUCCACCAUGAAUUAAUCAUGGUCUUGAGUGUUAACCAAGCUUGGGGAGGUGGGGGUGGAGGGUCUGUGGAAGAAUAUAGGUCUAUGUUGAGCCCUUGGGCUUAGCCCCCCCUGUGGUAACACCAUGCACAGGCGACUGACUGCCCCAGGCCGUAGCUCUUUAAAUUCAAAUCUCCUAUUGAUCGCUCAUCAGCUGUUGGUGCAAACUGACCUUGUAGUCUAACACUGGAAAAAUAAAACACGCCUUAACAGCAUUCAAUGGGUUUUAAAUGACAUUUUAAAUCUCUGAGUCAGGAUGUUUGAAUAGUCCACACACCCACUGGGAUCCAAAAUCCAAAAGUGUACUGUAUGUGCAUGUGUGUGUGAUGGGAGGAGGUGAUGGGGGGGAUAAAUGCUUAGAGGAAGGAGUGGGGGUGUACAAAAUGGUUUACUUUAGGGUACAACAGGGGCCAAAGUAUUGAGCCAAUAGGAAGAUCAGGCGCAGCAGGCAAACACUGAGAUACUUGCAUUCAAACUGAGAAGGGAUUUUUUUAGAGCCCCUCUCCAUAUGAGAAGCAUUUGGCUGCUAGUUUUAAAUGCAGAGUGGCUCAGCUGGAAGUGUACCCUCUCUUCAGAGCAAACGUAACAUAAGCACACAAACACAUGGCACUGGUCCUUGUUUCUCCUCAAACAAACGACAUGUGUUGGGGGAAGUCAGUUUCUUGGCCAGGAAUGAGAAGAUGCUGUUAAUCAAUGCAGUGGGUUGGUUGAUCACUGAGCCACAUUUCCCUGGCUCAAUACUCAGUGAGAGGGUGAUACAAAGAUAUGAAGCAACCUGAUGAGCUGACCACUGCUGACCUCACUACUCUAUACACCUUCUCACCCUUCUGUCAAACUCAUAGAGCCAUUUCUUUUACUAUUAAACUAAUGUUUGUGAAAUUUUAUUACAUGUAAUGUCUGUUGUCCUCUAGGAAGUAAUUCAAGAGGGAUUCAACCUAAAGCCAGAACAAGAAACAUUUUUUCUACUAUAAGCAGCCAAGAUCCUAAUAGCUCCUUACAAGAAAAAACGUCCUUUGCUGCACAGAAAUGGAUGCACUUUUCACCUGUUUUUAUUGAACAGAGAAAGAAAAGUAGACAUUAUGAUCAGCUAUGGCCACCAUGACAGAACAGAGAAAGAAAAGAGUGCCACCUAGAGAGUCAAACAUAAUCAACAGAAACUCAGCAGAGAAAAGACAACGUAGCAGAUAGAGCCAAAAAUGGAAAUAACUAUAAAGGAGUGUUCUGAUGCAGAUAAAGUGUGUGUGAUAAAAGUGAUUCCUGCAUGAAUAGAAUUUGGUUUUCAAUCUUUCUGUCUCCAAACACCUGACACAGCAGGAAAUAAAACAAAUGAAGUGACAUGUGAUGUGUUCCUGUGGCUCUGAAAGGAAAGAUUUUAUGUACGGUUUGGAAAGAAUUAUCAGUAUUGUAGCCACAGCCAUAGCCAUGAUUUUAGAAAUUCUCAGGUCAUGAGACCACGAAUGUCCUUCCAGACAACAAAGACAAGAUUGUUCUUAAUAUUUACACUUGCCAUAUUUAAUCCUUGAGCUAACUUCUCUCUCCUUCUCCUCACAGCCAGGAAUAAACUAGUGGAGAAACACUGAAUCCCUUAUUUAUUUACUAGCAUAAAAAUAAAUUGUCCAAAAAUAUUUGACCCUAAAGUCAUUCCAUCGCAGCUCUUAACCCUGAAGUUGAACUGGUGCUUUUUCAAAGUUAUGUCAUGUUAUCACAGUCCCUGGACCACACUCUUUUGUGUUGGGUCAAUAGUUCAGAGUGAAAAGCUAGUUAAGAAUGUGCUACUGCAGCAUGGUGGCAUCACAGUUGCUCAGAUAUUUCAGAAAGCAUAUUGCUUUUAGUUGUAUUACAGUUAAAUGUUGUAGUUGUAGCUCACCAGACAUUUCAAGUAAGCAAAGCUGCUAUGGAGCAGGUUCUAAUUUCAUUAAAUAAUCUGGACUUCUAUAGGCAGAGCCUUCGUAGAAAAAUUAAGACAAAAUUGUGAACAAAAUGAAAUAAGCACUGUAUGUGGGAGCACUUAGUAAUUAAGUAUACAACUACAGCAGAAGGACAGGUCAGAGUGGACACCAACUAACACAAAGCCUAAGUAUAGUACUGACAGUAUAGUAAGCUUGUGCAGUGUUACUUGAUUUUGUUACUUGCAUUUUACCAUUCCUUCCUGGCUGGAUUUUUCUGUGUUUGGCAUAUGGUUUCAUUAUGUUUGAUACUCCAUUUAAAUAUAAAACACAACUGUUGCAAUUUGGCCACUUACACGUCUUUGUUUUUAUGUUCUUCAGAAUUUACAUAUCAAAGUAAUGUCACCAGAUCUCAUAACUGUCAGAGCUGACAAAUGCUUCUAAUUCAGCUAUAAAUGACAAAUGAGUCCUCUUGUUAUUACUGUACUCUAAUCCAUAAGCCCUUGCCCUUAUGUGAUGGGCUGCUAUUGUUAGCCCCAUACUCAUGCAGUGAAAAAGACAAGGGGUAAAAGGGUGAGAUAUUAAUAAUGAGAACCUUAUCCAUCAGAAAUACAUCCCGUGCUAUACUAACAUACUGUAGCUACUUCAGCUAGUUAGCCUAGGUGACCUUCCAAGUUUAAACAAGCAGGCUGCUGUAGAUACCAAAUUUAGCUAGCAGCUGACAUAAGAAAAACAAGUCAGGGUCAUUACUAUGGUCUUUUUUUCUAGGUAGCUAACUUGCACUCAGGAAAAAAAAAAGCUUCAGUUUAAACUUGAACUAAUGAAUAAAUCAUGGUAUAUAUUGGGCUUAUUUCUGCCCUUAGUGGCUUGCCCCUAAGAAAAUGUGCACAAAUGUACCUCUAAUUUGCUAUUCAUAAUCAGUAUAAAACUGAAUGUUUUACUUAUAAUUGGUAUGUAACCCAUUGAAGUACAAUUUACAUAAAGAAAUUGCCCAUGUAACAAACAAUGCAUUCAUCCAGGGAGGAAAGUAUACUCAUUUAGCAAAGUGGAAAGUACUAAUUUCCCCCUGGAGGAUGUCCUGAUGGUAUGUGAGGUCUGUAGGUUGGCCUGAUUAGCACAGAGCAUGGAGUGUGUCUACACCAUCUGACCCACUGAGUGAUAUUCAUUUGUCAUUCACAUAUUGGAGACCAACUGCUGUGUUUUUUGCUCAGGGCAAGGGUUUUCUCAAUGAGUUGUUUGUGUAUGAUUGCACUGGCAGUUUCCCAUUGUGAUAUUACAUGGAAUACAAACUUCAGUGCAAAAUCUGUUUAUAAUUUACACAAGAUGGUUGUUGCGUUGGUAUAUUUUCUUUCAUGAAUAUUGUAUUUUAUUUCUGCUUAGAAAUGCAUUUUGUCUGAAAUAGUGCUUUAAUAAAUAUGUCCAUCAUUGUGUAGAGUAGUCACAGAGUUUAAAAUAAUUGUACCUACACAUGGAACCUAUACUUUAUUUAGACAAUACACGGAUGUACUGAGUUGAGCUUGUCUCUGCUUUUCUUCUGCAAACAAUUAGUUUGCUACCAUUCCUUCAUCAGCUCCCUAGAAUAUAUACUGACUAACCAGACCCUUACCUAAUUGUAACUGAAGCACACCAGUCUCUCUUCUUGCAGGUUGAUGAUUCCUGUCAUUCCUGCAUGCUCCCCUUUUGUGUUUUUUUUUUUUUUUCUUUUUUUACCUUCAGUGACUACCUGCCUGUUGCUGACUUCUUUGAAUUUAGACCUUAUUUAAUCUUAUCAGCUCUGGUCUUGAAUUUUUUUCUUGAUUAUUGCUAUUAUGUAUGCAACAAAUCACACUAAUAAGCAUAAGGAAUUAGUCUAGGGAAUUUGAAUCUAAUCUAAAAACCAAUACACAUCUUAUUGGUGUUCACUUGACAACAACAAAUAGCCUCUUGAUGAUGCUAACUACAAUAUACCAAACUAUGACCAAAAAGGAAACUUUGAUUUCAUCCCAGCAGUCCUGUUGUCUAUGUGGCUCACCAGUGUGACUGACAGAAGUCAAACCUACCUCAGUCAACUUUGGCUUUUCCAAAUAUUUUUUAACAUGUAUUUUUGUCUUGAUAAAGGGUCAAUCUUGUGACAGCUUGGCUGGUUGUCCUCUUUCCAGUGGGUGUGUAGCCAGCUCAUAUGCUUGUCACUGCAUGACCCUAUUAGUUAGUGUGGGGGAUUUAACAGAGGGGAAUGGGAUAUAAGGCAGAGGAUGUGAACCUCUGAGAACUCACUAUAUCCAGUGAGUGUGAGGACAAGGACUUCAGGAGAAGCAGCUGGGGCAACUGUUAAUGUACUGGUGGAGACACAGUUGUCCACACUUUUUUUUCUUACUUCUAGUGUGCUUUAAUAUUUUCUAGGCCUCAUACUCACUCCAAUAGUUCAGGUCAUAAAGACCUCUCCAGUGUUUUACAUGGGUCUACUGUUUAGCCUAAACGAUGGCUGAUAGUGGACAUCUGGAAACACUUCUCCUCUUUGUUGCUGGGGUAACCAAGGUCUUACAGAUAAAGAUGUAGACAAAGAGGUAAACUGAGAAAAUACUGUCCAAAUCCAGUUUCAGUCAAGGCUGAGCUAAGCAGAAGAAAGGACAGGAGCAUGUUAUAGUUAUUAAGAAAGAACAUGUGACAGUGGUAAGACUUGAGUGUCCAAUAGGGUCUUCACACCUUUAAAUUUAGAACAGAAUUUGGCCUUAUUUGGGUAAUGUAUGGAAAACUGUUGCAGCCAUGUCACCAGCAGGGGUUACAGACUCCCUGUUGGACCCAACAUCUUCAGAACUUUGGUGUAGUACUACUCUGGCUCACUUGACACUGUACUGUUCAUCAUUUUUUCAUAAGGCACAGCUUGUAAUAAAUACA
This is a messenger RNA of Lates calcarifer (barramundi perch), 9553 nucleotides long. It is a transcript of the gene lhx1a, whose product is annotated as LIM homeobox 1a. The record is from RefSeq and is a predicted model, not a curated record. Gene Ontology annotation, cellular component: nucleus. Gene Ontology annotation, molecular function: RNA polymerase II transcription regulatory region sequence-specific DNA binding; DNA-binding transcription factor activity, RNA polymerase II-specific. Gene Ontology annotation, biological process: regulation of transcription by RNA polymerase II; neuron differentiation. NCBI's taxonomy places the organism in Eukaryota, Metazoa, Chordata, Actinopteri, Centropomidae. The transcript has 5 exons. Bases 805 to 2028 code for a protein of 407 amino acids.